This is a messenger RNA of Acanthosepion pharaonis, 1038 nucleotides long. NCBI's taxonomy places the organism in Eukaryota, Metazoa, Mollusca, Cephalopoda, Sepiida, Sepiidae. The record is from the annotation of a GenBank genome assembly.
AUGCAUGACUGGAGAUUUGUUGUGACGUCAGCCGUGAAAGUUUGGUCUGGAGAAGCGUGUAUAGUGCUGUUAUUAUCUUCGACUGUUAGAGUGUUGAAAGAACCUGGAAGAAGUGAUAAAAAAUCAGAUAAAGCUUCAGAAGAAGUAUCUAAAAAUCUGAGUUCUAUUCGAACUAUGUUGUAUGGAAGUGGGGACCAGGAACCUCACACAGAGGUAGUGGCUCAGUUGGCUCAGGAGAUGUAUAACUCUAAUAUGUUACAACUUCUUAUUCACAAUCUAAAUAAGAUAGAUUUUGAAGGACGGAAAGAUGUUGUGGCCAUCUUCAACAACCUCUUGAGGAGACAGAUAGGUUCCAGGACACCAACAGUGGAACAUAUUUGCAUGCAUCAAGAAAUUUUAUUUGAGUUAAUGAAGGGCUAUGAACAACAAGAGAUUGCACUUAACUGUGGUAUGAUGUUGAGAGAAUGUUGUCGCUAUGAAGCCCUUGCCAAAAUAAUGCUUUAUUCUGAAGAAUUCCAUAACUUUUUUAAUUAUGUUGAAGUUUCAACAUUUGACAUAGCUUCAGAUGCCUUCUCUACUUUUAAGGAAUUACUUACAAAACACAAAAUGUUAUGUGCUGACUUUUUGGAGAAUAAUUAUGAUAGAGUGUUCCGUUCCUAUCAGUUGCUCUUAAAUUCUGAGAACUAUGUAACAAGAAGGCAAGCAUUAAAGUUAUUGGGAGAAUUGUUGUUGGAUCGACACAAUUUUACUAUUAUGACUCGUUACAUUACAAAUCCAGAUAACCUUAAGCUGAUGAUGAACAUGUUACGAGAGAAGAGCCGUAAUAUCCAGUUUGAAGCUUUUCAUGUCUUCAAAGUAUUUGUGGCAAAUCCAAAUAAACCUAAAGCCAUUCUUGACAUUUUACUCAGGAAUAAGGAGAAACUAGUGGAUUUUCUUACCAAGUUUCAUACAGACCGGUCUGAGGAUGAACAGUUCAAUGAUGAGAAAGCAUAUUUGAUAAAGCAAAUAAAAGAACUGAAAGCUGUUGAAGGUUCUUAA